UCCACUGCAUUAUACCCCGCAAUUCCUGUUUUGCUUUAUUAGAUAUCAAGCAAAUGAGUAAUGUUAAGAAUGUCGUGGAUCUGGAUGACAUGUUCUACGAAAACUUGUCAAUCGGACUUGCAAAGAAAUUUACAGACUGCAUUCCUCGAAUCACCAACGUGACUUGCGAGAAACGAUUGCCAUGUGAAAAGGCGCAGGUUACCGCAUGGGAAUCGAGACAUAACAUCUAUUUGCCGGACGAUAUGAAGCGGUUCUAUCUGUCCACGGAUGGAUUCAAUUUCUAUUGGAGCUAUCAGUAUUCACCCAAUGAUAUACGUCGCGUUGGACACAUUCAUAUCCCACAUCUGAUACAAAUCACUCUUGUACGCGAUAAUAUUGAUACUAUCCUUAGUUCGAGUCCUAACACUGCCGUUACAAUUCCGCCUAUUAUUCGUCAGUCAAAUUACAUCGAUUCAUCAUCGGGUUAUCUGAACAACUUGAAUCUGAACUCAAGGAGUAAAAUAUUUGAGCUUAGUACCAUCACGGAUCUGGCGAAGGUUUGUUUGGUGUAUGAAACCCCAGAAUCGUCCAAUCCGAAAAUAUUUCUACUCGAGAUGGGAUCAUUCAAAUGGCAGUUCCUAGCAGACACCUUCACUGAAUAUCUACGGAUGAGCAUUGCACAUCUCGGUUUACCCUACUGGGAGCUGUGCUUUUCAAACUGUGGAUUACCAUCGUGGACCGAGCAGCUGUUUCUACUACUCGCACCGCAUUUGUUGGAAAAGAAUGAAAACCGUAGGCUCAAGAAUAUAAUAUAUGUUAAUGAAAAUCCACCAUACAAUGUUCUCGAUCCUGCUGUUUUCAGAACCAAAUCUCGCUGUUCUAGGCAAAACCAGAAAAAUAGAAUAAACAACUAGUUUAGCAAAGUGCGAACAGUCACAAUUAUAUUUCUCAUUAAUAUCAAACAAAAACUAA
Messenger RNA from Malaya genurostris, 951 nucleotides. Its product is annotated as tubulin polyglutamylase complex subunit 2. Gene Ontology annotation, biological process: protein polyglutamylation. The record is from RefSeq and is a predicted model, not a curated record. Bases 54 to 893 code for a protein of 279 amino acids. Lineage: Eukaryota; Metazoa; Arthropoda; Insecta; Diptera; Culicidae. The transcript has 3 exons.